UCAUUUCUCCUCAUUCUCAAAUCUCAUAACGAACAUUUUCAUCACAAACAUGCUUUCCUCCAUAUCUCUUCCUUCUUCUCUCUACGCCGCCGGUAACUUCUCCGGCGCCACCGUAACACCACCACCGUGCCGCGUCAGAUCGAAGCCAAUACUCAUCACCGCAAGCGCUACAGCAACUGCGGAAGCUCGCUCUACAUGGACAGAGCAACAAAGACCUUCGUAUUUAAACAUGAACUCUUUUUCUUACUCUUCUCCUGGAUCACACUAUGAGAUCCUCGGUAUAUCAGCAGGUGCUUCGAAUCAAGAAAUCAAGGCGGCCUACCGGCGACUUGCAAGAGUCUGCCACCCUGAUGUGGCGGCGAUUGAUCGGAAAAACUCAUCGGCGGAUGAUUUCAUGAAGAUUCACUCUGCAUAUUCGACGCUUUCGGAUCCAGAUAAACGUGCUAAUUAUGAUCGGAGUCUUUUCCGGCAACAACGACGGCCGUUGUCGACGAUGGUGUCUUCCGGCUACUCAAGUCGCAAAUGGGAGACCGAUCAGUGUUGGUAGUGAGUUGACUCAUCCGAGUGAAUUUUGAAUUUACUAACAGAUGAGGCAGUUGCAGUUAUUAAAUGAAGCACCAUGCCUCAAGUGUAAUUUAACUGAUUAGCGAUUCUAACUAUAAGUAAUUAGGGUUUUUACUGAAGCUACUGGUAUUAAUUAGUUAGUGUUUCAGAGUUUGUAAUGAAUUUUUCCACUAUAAUACAGUACAAAAUUAUUGACAACUUUA
Molecule: messenger RNA, 767 nt
Organism: Medicago truncatula (barrel medic)
Lineage: Eukaryota; Viridiplantae; Streptophyta; Magnoliopsida; Fabales; Fabaceae
Product: chaperone protein dnaJ 11, chloroplastic
Exons: 1
Coding region: 50-547 (165 amino acids)
Source: RefSeq, a predicted model, not a curated record